Molecule: messenger RNA, 2340 nt
Organism: Sinocyclocheilus anshuiensis
Lineage: Eukaryota; Metazoa; Chordata; Actinopteri; Cypriniformes; Cyprinidae
Product: homeobox protein Hox-C13a-like
Exons: 3
Coding region: 67-996 (309 amino acids)
Biological process (GO): regulation of DNA-templated transcription
Molecular function (GO): sequence-specific double-stranded DNA binding; DNA-binding transcription factor activity, RNA polymerase II-specific
Source: RefSeq, a predicted model, not a curated record
UGUACUUGGAAAUGAGGUAUCAGUCUUGGAGUAGGCGACUUUUAAAAAGCAUCGGCAGCCCGUGAUAUGACGACUUCGCUGGUCCUGCAUCCACGCUGGGCGGACACCUUGAUGUACGUGUAUGAAAAAAGCCCGAAUGAAAAUAAUCAGAAUAAAAACCAAAUUAUGGAAGGAUUGAGCGGGAAUUGUCCUGCGACUCAUUGCAGGGAACUGAUCUCACACCCCGCGCUGGGGCGGCAUUCCGGCACCAUAGCGACUCACCAGGGAUCCGUGUACUCGGAUAUAUCUUCCCCUGAAACUGGGCGACAGUGCCCCGCUCCACAGACGUCAUCUAGCGCCUCUCUGAGUUACGGCUACCCGUUUGGAAACCCUUACUACGGUUGCAGAUUAUCUCACUCGCACAACGUGAACUUGCAGCAGAAACCAUGUUCAUACCAUCCCGCAGAAAAAUAUGCCGAGACGAGCAGCGCCUUGCCCACUGAGGAGCUCUCCAGCAGGGCAAAAGAGUUUGCUUUCUACCCGAGUUUUGCCAGCUCGUACCAGGCGGUUCCAGGAUAUCUAGACAUGUCGGUGGUCCCCAGUAUUAGUGCGCAUCCCGAGCCACGUCACGAUGCAUUGAUCCCCAUGGAUGGAUAUCAACACUGGGCUCUGUCGAAUGGCUGGGAUGGGCAGGUGUACUGUUCAAAGGAGCAAACACAGUCUUCUCAUCUUUGGAAAUCUCCGUUUCCAGAUGUUGUUCCGUUGCAGCCAGAAGUCGGUGCCCCAUGGUACCCGAUGCACACCCGGACGCGCAAGAAGCGAAAGCCCUAUUCCAAACUGCAGCUGGCCGAGCUUGAGGGAGAGUUCAUGCUGAACGAGUUCAUCACCCGGCAGCGACGUAGGGAGCUGUCUGACAGGCUCAAUCUCAGCGACCAACAGGUUAAAAUUUGGUUCCAAAAUCGGCGGAUGAAGAAAAAGAGACUGUUGCUAAGGGAGCAGGCUUUGUCCUUCUUUUAAGGAGGCACAAAAUAUACAUUGCUUAAUGGUAGUCCAACAACAGUAUUUAGUUAAUGGUAAUCUGCCAUUGGCCCAUUUUACUCUGAAAGUCUUGCCCCACGAUGCAUUCAGAAAACGCGAAUAAGAAUUCAAACAUAAUAGGGGUAUGCGACCAAAUGAUGGCUCCAGAAGUCUGCUUAUACAGUGUGGUCUAUGUAGUGUUUAUUUAAGAGUGUUCGUGGCCAGAAAUGUUGGGCAAUACGGUGGGAAUGUUUUAGUUUAAGUUUUGAAAGUAACAAGCUGUCUAAGCCAUCAAUCACUUUAUUAAGUAAUGAACUGCUAGUUAGAAACUCAGACAAAUAUAAGCUGUGAGAUAGUAUUUCGGACAAGUAAAAAGUUUUCUUAUUAGUCUGAAAAGAUUGCUAAAUAUUUAUUGUCGGAGUGUUAAAACAAUUUUUGUAAUUAUAACAUAACACUCGUGCCAUGAUCAGUGUUCGAAGCUAGAAAAAACGCCAUACUUGGUCAUAACGAGAAUCCUUAACUGUUCGCAAUCUCCCAUCUAUGUUUUAUUUAGCCAGUUAUCGCUAAGAAAGGGCCUUACAAAUUCAGUACUCGACAAUAAGAAGCGUGGGCAGCGUUAUGCCAUCAACGUCUUAUCUCCGUUCUGCAGUCAUCGCCACGUGUUCUAUGGCACGUUCACGGUCACGGGCACAAAGUUAGUGACCCAACUCAUAUCUUGGGCCCUUGAGAACCAAACUGCAAUUACAGAGCAGCUUUUAUGAAUAGACUUUGAUCUAGCCUGUGAAAUGUCAUUCUGACUACUGUUAGGAAGUUUCUUUCUACAACUAGAUAUUGGCCAAAGUGUAAAUUGGUAGGCCUGCAACUAAGCCGCACACACUGCUAAUAAAAUAUGUAUUCAUGAUAUAGUGAAAAACUAUAGGUGUCUCUAUCAUAUUUGCAUUUUUAACAGCAUUAAUUUGCCAUUAACGAUUGCUUGUCCCUUGAUCUGCGUUAUUUGGACAUAUUCGCUUAGGUUUAGUUAAUUAAUUCACAACAACAAUGCUUCUGGGAGCGAAAUGCAUGGUCAAGUAAUAUUAAGAAGACGCGCAAGUAUAAAUUAAAACAAAGGUUACGUCAUUUAUAAGUGUAAUGGAAGUAGCAAUCAUACUGAGGAGACCAGAUCUAAAUCCCAAAAAUCACAAGCCUGUUUUGCUAAUUAGCGGGACCCAUUGUGUAAUUUGAAACAUUAUUUACUAAACUCAUGGAUUAUAUGUCAGUGAAAUAGUUAAUAUUUGCUGCAUGAUUAUAGUGACUGUAGUUAGAAGGUAAAAAGCAAAUGUUUUUCCGACUAUUUUUGGUCAACAA